Hipposideros armiger (great roundleaf bat) is the source of this 7097-nucleotide messenger RNA. It is a transcript of the gene DOCK8, whose product is annotated as dedicator of cytokinesis 8. Gene Ontology annotation, cellular component: cell leading edge. Gene Ontology annotation, biological process: positive regulation of T cell migration; small GTPase-mediated signal transduction; positive regulation of establishment of T cell polarity. NCBI's taxonomy places the organism in Eukaryota, Metazoa, Chordata, Mammalia, Chiroptera, Hipposideridae. The transcript is spliced from 46 exons. Gene Ontology annotation, molecular function: guanyl-nucleotide exchange factor activity. The coding region runs from base 95 to 6034 and encodes 1979 amino acids. The record is from RefSeq and is a predicted model, not a curated record.
CUCGCUCGGCAUGCGCUGCAGCGGCUCUGCGGCGCCCCGGGCCCCAGCUGCCUGCACCCCGCGACCCUAAAGGCCGACCGGCCACUGGCGCGCCAUGGCCACGCUGCCGAGCGCAGACCGCCGCGCGUUCGUGCUCAAGAUCAACAGGUAUUCUGCAGCGGAAAUAAGGAAACAGUUUACUCUCCCACCAAACCUCGGCCAUUACCAACGACAGAGCAUCAAUACUUCUGGGUUCCCCUCUCUUCAACUACCUCAUUUUUACGACCCAGUGGAGCCGGUGGACGUUGAAGGACUUCUGAUGACACACCUGAACAGCUUGGAUGUGGAACUGGCCCAGGAGCUGGGAGACUUCACUGAAGACGACUUGGAUGUGGUGUUCACACCAAAGGAAUGUCGGACUUUGCAGCCCUCGUUGCCAGAGGAAGGGGUUGAACUGGACCCUCACGUCAGGGACUGUGUGCAGACCUAUAUUCGGGAAUGGUUAAUUGUGAACCAGAAAUGGAUCUUAAGUGUGACAGGCCCCCGCCACUUGAACGUGCUGUGUGACGUGUCUGGGAAAGGCCCCCUCACUGCCUGUGACUUCGACCUCCGCAGCCUGCAGCCUGACCAGCGGCUGGAAAACCUCCUGCAACAUGUGAGCGCUGAGGACUUCGAGAAGCAGAAUGAGGAGGCUCGGAGGACCAACCGGCAGGCCGAGCUCUUUGCCCUUUACCCAUCAGUGGACGAGGAGGAUGCUGUGGAAAUACGUCCAGUACCAGAAUGUCCUAAGGAACAUCUGGGCAACAGAAUAUUGGUCAAGCUGCUGACCCUGAAGUUUGAGAUUGAAAUUGAGCCUCUGUUUGCCAGCAUUGCCCUCUACGAUGUUAAAGAAAGAAAAAAGAUCUCGGAAAAUUUUCACUGUGACCUGAACUCUGACCAAUUCAAAGGAUUUCUGCGUGCCCAUACACCCUCUGUUGCCAUAUCGAGUCAGGCAAGAUCUGCGGUGUUCUCGGUCACCUAUCCAUCCUCAGACAUCUACCUAGUCGUCAAGAUUGAAAAAGUCCUUCAGCAGGGAGAGAUUGGAGACUGCGCAGAACCCUACAUGGUUAUCAAGGAAAGUGAUGGUGGAAAGAGCAAAGAAAAGGUUGAAAAACUAAAACUUCAAGCUGAAUCCUUUUGCCAACGUUUGGGGAAAUACCGGAUGCCCUUUGCCUGGGCUCCCAUAAGCUUAUCAAGUUUCUUCAGUGUCUCCACCCUAGACAGGGAGGUAACCGAUGUGGAUCCCAUGGUUGGGAAAGGCUCUGUGGGUGAGCGGAGAACUUUGUCCCAGUCGAGAAGGCUUUCUGAAAGAACUCUGUCCUUGGAGGAAAAUGGGGUUGGAUCCAACGUCAAGACCACCACGAUGACCAUUAACAGCUUUUUCAAGCAGGAGGGAGAUCGCCUCAGUGAUGAAGACUUAUUCAAGUUUUUAGCUGACUACAAAAGAUCUUCAUCCUUACAGAGAAGAGUCAAGUCAAUUCCAGGCUUGCUCAGACUGGAGAUUUCCCUAGCUCCAGAGACAAUCAGUUGUUGUCUGACCCCUGAACUGCUGCCAGUGAGACCCUUUCCUGAAAACCGGACACGUCCGCACAAGGAGAUUUUGGAAUUUCCAAUCCGAGAAGUCUAUGUCCCUCAUACUGUGUACAGAAACCUUCUCUAUGUCUACCCACAGAGACUGAACUUCGCCAACAAACUGGCAUCUGCUCGGAACAUUACAAUAAAAAUCCAGUUUAUGUGUGGAGAGGAUGCUAGCAAUGCUAUGCCGGUCAUCUUUGGAAAAUCCAAUGGGCCUGAAUUUCUGCAGGAAGUAUACACAGCCAUUACAUACCAUAAUAAGUCUCCUGACUUCUAUGAAGAAGUGAAAAUUAAGCUCCCUGCUAAGCUCACAGUAAAUCACCACCUCCUGUUCACCUUCUAUCAUAUCAGCUGUCAGCAGAAGCAAGGGCCCUCCGCAGAAAGCUUCCUGGGAUAUUCAUGGCUGCCAAUUCUCUUAAAUGAGCGUCUUCAAACUGGAUCCUACUGUCUCCCAGUUGCCUUGGAAAAGCUGCCACCCAACUACUCCAUGCAUUCUGCAGAGAAAGUCCCUGUACAGAAUCCUCCCAUUAAGUGGGCUGAAGGACAUAAGGGAGUAUUUAAUAUUGAACUACAAGCUGUUUCUUCUGUUCACACCCAGGACAACCACCUGGAGAAGUUCUUCACCCUCUGCCACUCCCUGGAGAGCCAGGUGACCUUCCCCAUCCGUGUGCUGGACCAGAAGAUCACGGAGACGGCGCUGGAGCACGAGCUGAAGCUCAGCAUCAUCUGCCUCAACUCCUCCCGCCUGGAGCCCCUCGUGCUCUUCCUGCACCUGGUGCUGGACAAGCUCUUCCAGCUGUCCGUGCAGCCCAUGGUCAUUGCCGGCCAAACAGCCAACUUCUCGCAGUUUGCCUUCGAGUCCGUGGUGGCCAUCGCCAACAGCCUGCACAACAGCAAGGACCUGGGCAAGGACCAGCACGGGAGGAACUGCCUGCUGGCCUCCUACGUGCACUACGUCUUCCGCCUGCCUGAGCUGCAGAGAGACCUGCCCAAGUCAGGCGGCCCCACUGCCAUCCCUGACCCUCGCUACCACACAUAUGGACGCACAUCUGCGGCUGCUGUGAGUUCAAAGCUGCUACAGGCCCGGGUGAUGAGCAGCAGUAACCCAGACCUCGUGGGAACACACUCCGCGGCAGACGAGGAAGUUAAGAACAUCAUGUCUUCAAAGGUUACUGAUCGCAACUGCAACCGGAUGUCUUACUAUUGCUCUGGCAAUAAUGAUGUUCCGAAUGCGGCCGGAGCCCCACGGCCAGUCAGCAAAAAGCAUUUCCAUGAGGAGCUUGCCCUGCAGAUGGUGGUCAGCACCGGAAUGGUGAGAGAAACCGUCUUCAAGUACGCCUGGUUCUUCUUUGAGCUUCUGUCUUCCCAGCUGUCAGCCAAGUUGGCCACCCUUCAAACGCUCAUUUCCAUGAGGCUGGAGUUCCUGAGAAUCAUCUGCAGCCACGAACAUUAUCUCAACCUGAACCUCUUCUUCAUGAAUGCAGACACUGCGCCAGUGUCUCCCUGUCCCUCCAUAUCCUCCCAGAACUCGAGCUCCUGCUCCAGCUUCCAGGACCAGAAGAUCGCCAGCAUGUUCGACCUGACUCCGGAGUACCGCCAGCAGCACUUCCUCACCGGGCUUCUCUUCACUGAGCUGGCCGCUGCCCUGGAUGCUGAAGGCGAAGGGAUUAGCAGAGCGCAAAGGAAAGCUGUGAGUGCCAUUCACAGCCUGCUAAGUUCUCACGACCUGGACCCGCGUUGUGUCAAACCAGAGGUGAAGGUCAAAGUUGCCGCCCUUUACCUGCCUUUGGUUGGCAUCAUUUUGGAUGCUUUGCCACAGCUCUAUGACUUUACAGCUACAGAUGCCCGUAGUGGAAAAAAUCGCACCAAUGGCUCGGAUGAAGAACAAGAAGGGACCAGUGCGGUUAACCAGAAUGUGGUGCGGGCCAUAGCUGGGAAUCAGUUCAUUUUGAAGACUAGUGGGACAAUGCUGUCUUACUUGCCCUACAAGCAGUACAACAUGCUGAAUGCCGACACAACCCGAAACCUCAUGAUUUGCUUCCUCUGGAUCAUGAAAAAUGCAGAUCAGAGCCUCAUUAGGAAGUGGAUUGCUGACCUGCCAUCGAUGCAACUCAACAGGAUUUUAGACCUCCUUUUCAUCUGUGUCUCAUGUUUUGAGUACAAGGGAAAGCCAAGUUCUGACAAAGUCAGUACCCAAGUCCUGCAGAAGUCGAGGGAUGUCAAGGCCAGGCUGGAAGAGGCUUUGCUCCGCGGGGAAGGCGCCAGAGGGGAGAUGAUGCGCCGGCGGGUUACAGGGAAUGACCGAUUUUCAUGCCUAAGUGAAAAUUUGAGAUGGAAGAAAGAGCAGACACAUUGGCGGCAAGCUAAUGAGAAACUAGAUAAAACAAAGGCAGAGUUAGAUCAAGAAGCCUUGAUCAGUGGCAAUCUAGCUACAGAAGCAAAUUUAAUCAUCCUUGACAUGCAGGAAAACAUUAUCCAGGCAAGCUCAGCUCUGGACUGUAAAGACAGCCUGCUGGGAGGUGUUCUCAGGGUCCUGGUGAAUUCUCUGAGCUGUGACCAGAGCACCACCUACCUGACUCACUGCUUUGCAACACUCCGAGCUCUCAUUGCCAAGUUUGGCGACUUGCUGUUUGAGGAGGAGGUGGAGCAGUGUGCAGACCUGUGUCAGCGUGUCCUGCACCACUGCAGCAGCAGCAUAGAUGUCACCCGGAGCCAAGCCUGUGCCACCCUGUACCUCCUCAUGAGGUUCAGCUUUGGAGCCACCAGUAACUUUGCAAGAGUAAAGAUGCAAGUAACCAUGUCUCUGGCAUCUUUGGUGGGCAAAGCAUCAGACUUUAAUGAGGAGCACCUGAGAAGAUCCUUGAGGACAAUUUUGGCCUAUGCAGAAGAGGACAAAGCCAUGCAGAGCACCCCUUUCCCUGUCCAGGUGGAGGAACUUCUCUGCAAUCUAAAUAGCAUCUUAUAUGACACGGUGAAAAUGAGGGAAUUUCAGGAAGAUCCUGAGAUGCUUAUGGACCUCAUGUACAGAAUUGCCAAGAGCUACCAGACGUCUCCUGAUCUGCGGCUGACCUGGCUCCAGAACAUGGCGGAGAAACACACCAAGAAGAAGUGCUACACGGAGGCUGCCAUGUGCCUGGUGCACGCGGCUGCCCUAGUGGCUGAGUAUCUGAGCAUGCUGGAGGACCGCAGCUACCUGCCCGUGGGCAGCGUCAGCUUUCAGAAUAUUUCCUCCAACGUGCUGGAGGAGUCUGCGGUCUCCGAUGACACUCUGUCCCCUGACGAGGAUGGCGUGUGCUCCGGCCGGUACUUCACGGAGAGCGGCCUGGUGGGCCUGCUGGAGCAGGCCGCCGAGCUGUUCAGCACGGGAGGGUUGUACGAGACGGUGAACGAGGUCUACAAGCUGGUCAUCCCCAUCCUGGAAGCACAUCGAGACUUCCGGAAGCUGACCUCCACUCAUGACAAGCUGCAGAAGGCUUUUGACAGCAUCAUUAGCAAGGGUCAUAAGAGAAUGUUUGGAACCUACUUCCGAGUUGGUUUUUAUGGAUCCAAAUUUGGGGAUUUGGAUGAGCAAGAAUUUGUUUACAAAGAGCCUGCAAUUACCAAGCUUCCUGAGAUCUCUCAUAGGCUAGAGGGAUUUUAUAGUCAAUGUUUUGGCGCGGAAUUUGUGGAAGUGAUAAAAGACUCUGCCCCUGUGGACAAAACCAAGUUGGAUCCUAACAAGGCCUAUAUACAAAUUACUUUUGUGGAGCCUUACUUUGAUGAGUAUGAGAUGAAAGACAGAGUAACCUACUUUGAGAAGAAUUCCAAUCUGCGAAGGUUCAUGUACACCACCCCCUUCACCCUGGAGGGGCGGCCUCGGGGGGAGCUGCAGGAGCAAUACCGGCGGAACACCAUCCUGACCACCAUGCACGCCUUCCCCUACAUCAAGACGCGGAUCAGCGUCAUCCAGAAGGAGGAGUUUGUUUUGACACCCAUCGAAGUUGCCAUUGAAGAUAUGAAGAAGAAGACGCUGCAGUUAGCGGUCGCUGUUAACCAGGAGCCCCCUGAUGCAAAGAUGCUUCAGAUGGUGCUGCAGGGCUCUGUUGGAGCUACUGUUAACCAGGGACCACUGGAAGUAGCCCAAGUGUUUUUGGCCGAAAUUCCAGCUGACCCGAAACUCUAUCGACAUCACAACAAGUUGAGAUUAUGCUUUAAGGAAUUCAUAAUGCGAUGCGGUGAGGCUGUAGAGAAAAACAAGCGUCUCAUCACGGCAGACCAAAGGGAGUAUCACCAGGAGCUCAAAAAGAACUACAACAAGCUGAAAGAGAACCUCAGGCCCAUGAUCGAGCGGAAAAUUCCGGAACUCUACAAGCCAAUAUUCAGAGUUGAGAGUCAAAAGAGAGACUCCUUCCACAGAUCUAGUUUCAGGAAAUGUGAAACCCAGUUGUCACAGGGCAGCUAAGAAAAGCUGUCUUCACCCAUGAAGACUGAGGCCCUGCGACCCUGGAGAAGGACUCGCUGGUACUUAAAACAUAGGACAUUUGCCAUCAGAACAGACAACUUGCUCCCUGAGCAGACAGCACUCGAAAAGCUUUGGGAUCCAAGUGACCACAGGAAUUCCUCCCAAAUGGGGUCUGACCAGGUUUUGGCCACACUGGGGAGGUGGGGGGGAGUGGAAGAGGGUUAAAGAAGGGUAGCUGUGUAUUUAUUAAAGCGUGGCUUUUCCCAGUAUUGUAUAAAACAAGGCAUAAGCAGUGUGUCCUGCUGAGCAGUCAGCCAUGGUCGCCCUGAGAGAGGGCUUCCUUUGGCCCAUAUUUGGAUUUACAGGAUGCAUUCAUAUUGUCCAAGGAGAAAUGGAAAAGAUGUCCACCGUCCUAUUCAACGGGAUCUUCACUCAUCCCCUCUUUGCGGAAAAAGAGGGUGAGCUUGCAAAAGUGUAAAACGUGUUCAAUAAAUCUGUGAGUGGAGGCCUGCCUAGAAAUCUAAACAUCAUGACAAUGAUUGCAAACUUGAGGCUAGGCUAAUCAUUUGUGAGCUUGUUACCCUUUUGGUAGUGGUGGACUACUUGUUGUAUAGUUAUUUUUGCUUAGGUGUUACUGUUAAUUUAACAUGUGUUUAUAGAGGAGCACACUUGAAGCCCUGAUUUAGGAGGUACAUGGUACUCUGAGAAGCCAGCCAAAAGUCAUGGAUGAGGCAUUCACUUACAUUGAAACAAUUAUUCUAUAAGGCUUUGCAUCUUUUCUGAUGUGUGUGCUCACUCACUCUUUUUCUCCUCCUCUCUGGGACCAAGUUAAUUUGUAUAAAAGGAUAUUAUCUCUGCUCUCCUUUCAGAACACUGUGCUGUCUGUCAGCAUAUGUACAUCACUUCAAGAAUACAGUCAGCUUGAAGUAUUUUAAUUACUUUAGGGGAAAGAUGAACAAAAUUAUUGUUUGAGAAUUAAAUUAUAUAUUUUUAAUAUGGCUGAUUACCUUGACUGGUACUAAAAAUGUAAUAAGAAUUGUAAACAAAACGUGUCCCAUUGCAA